This is a messenger RNA of Panicum virgatum (switchgrass), 1488 nucleotides long. RefSeq lists its product as uncharacterized. Bases 16 to 1263 code for a protein of 415 amino acids. The record is from RefSeq and is a predicted model, not a curated record. The transcript is spliced from 6 exons. NCBI's taxonomy places the organism in Eukaryota, Viridiplantae, Streptophyta, Magnoliopsida, Poales, Poaceae.
GCGAAUGUUCCUUCUAUGGAAAUCUCACACAGAAGAAAAGGCUAUAUCACUUCUGCUGCAUUGUCCAUCCUCCUGCAGCAGCUAAGUAAAGAUCUGAUAAAUUUGGACAGAAAAUUCAGUGUUUGUGUGGUAUGUUUGUCAAGUAAAGAAACCAACACGGUUGGGGAUCAGCUGAGAAGUAUGUAUGAGAUGAAUGAUAGAUUUGAUCUGCAAGUGAAGUUAAUUAGUAACUUGGAAGGAAAUUUAUUCGAUGUGAUAAUGAUAUCAACAAUUAUUGAAGAUGAUGCUGAGCUUAAUCAUGUUAGUAAAAACAGUUUGAAUGUAACUUUAACAAGUGCAAGGCAUUGCUGUUUUGUGGUUGGUCGAUCCAAAACUUUGGUUAAGAGUGGGGGCAUCUGGAAAGACUUGGUUAAGUAUGCGAGGGAUCUAGGAGUCAUGAGGUUGGUUAAUACAAACGAACUUACUGAGGUUAUCGAAAAGUUUGAAAAGGAUGAUUCAGAUCAUAUUAGUGAUCCUAACUGCGCAUUUUCAAGAAAAAUGCCGCAAGAAUUUACUUGGGUUGAAAGACCAUAUAGGACUAAAUAUAUUUUGGCUCAUGUUCGGAAUCAGAAAGGCCAGCCUGAUACCUGCACUUUUCAGUCAAGCUGUGGAGUUGUGGAAUCGUUGAUGAAAUUACAUAACGCCAAUAUGUCACCUCCUCAAGAGUGCAAAUGGAACCUAUCAGUGGAUGAUUUGAAGAACAAGUAUGAAACAAGUAUACGCAAGAAGUUGAUGUCAGAGGAAAAAACUGACAGGGGCAAAAGGCGGCUUAAAGUUACAUUGGAAAGCUUCAAAAGACAUGGUGUUUUAGGCAGGAACAAAACUCAGACCAAGUCCAGGAUAAUCAAGAUCCUUUUGUAUGAGGAAGUAGAGCCCAGCGAAACGGUGCGCUUGACGAAGCUGCUCGAGGAGGGGAACAUCAUGGUGGGACACUUCAGAUUAUCCUGGAACUAUUUCACCCUGAAGCCGGACGAGGUGUACGCCUUCAACGAGAAGAAGGCUUUCAUUCAUCCCAAAUCAAAUCUGGUGGCAUCACACGCAGUGAUGAUGGUCGGCAUCGGGCACCAGCAGACCGGCCCCAAGCGCUUCCUACGUCACAUGGUGAUGCAGAACAGCGAAGGGAAGCUGUUUGGGAUCAAUGGUAUCGGUAGGGUCAGGAAGAAUAGCGUCAGAGGCUUAUACCGGUUGGAGGUCGAGAUACCCAAGAAGGGGUUUCUUGACUGAUACGAUACUUCGCCGGUCGACAGGUUGAGUGGCUUAGGUUUGGGCUCUCUGUUUGCAGCAACACGCAGUUAGGCCAGGAGUGACUGACUUACGUUUGUGGUUUCCAGACGACAUUGCACCGUGGAAUGGUACAGUGGUGGUGUAAAUUGUAACGGUGUUCCAUUGCAAGCACAAUGGACGUGCUGCGGUGAGCAGAGUUCACUGCUGCAGCCGAAAUUUUGUCAG